Nicotiana tabacum (common tobacco) is the source of this 1605-nucleotide messenger RNA. RefSeq names its product growth-regulating factor 3-like. Lineage: Eukaryota; Viridiplantae; Streptophyta; Magnoliopsida; Solanales; Solanaceae. Gene Ontology annotation, molecular function: ATP binding. Gene Ontology annotation, cellular component: nucleus. Gene Ontology annotation, biological process: DNA-templated transcription; developmental process; regulation of DNA-templated transcription. The record is from RefSeq and is a predicted model, not a curated record.
UCUGUAAGUGCUCUAAACUGAGCUUAGCUAAAGGACUUUCCUUUUCCUUUUCCUUUUCCAUUUCUUUUCUUUUUCAUCACUUACUUUAAUUUGCAGGCUUUUUUCAACUAUCUCACUGAUCUCUUCCUGCAAAAGAUAUACUUAUAAAACUGUCCACAAAACUCUUUACAACAAAAAAACUUCUUUUUUUAUGCUAUCAAAAAACCAAACUUAAUAUCAAAGCCAAGAAAAAAACUGUCCCAAAAAUGGACUUCAACAUGAAGCAAUGGAAAAACCAACAACAACAACAGCAGAAUGAGUCAGAAGAAGAAAUACAAACACAAAUACCUUCUGCUAAAUUACCAAGACUUGUUCUUGAUCUUGACUCUUCUUUUUCACAUUCUGCUUCUGAUUCUGCUCUUCCUUUAUUUAUAUCUGAACCUACUAAAUUGUCAGCAUAUUCUCUUUCUUCAGAUUCAACUUUCACUCCCACCAAAUUUACAAGAAUGGGAAGUAGUUAUUUCAGUUUGGCACAGUGGCAAGAACUUGAAUUGCAGGCUUUGAUUUACAGACAUAUGUUAGCUGGUGCACCUGUUCCUCUUGAAUUACUUCAUCUUGUUAAGAAAAGUCUCAUUAAUUCUUCUCCUUAUAAUUACUUGCCUCAAUCUUUUCAACAAUAUCACCACUAUCAACAAGCUUUGGUACAAUCAGGAUAUUGGGGAAGAACAGGCAUGGAUCCAGAGCCAGGGAGAUGUAGGAGAACUGAUGGGAAGAAAUGGAGAUGUUCGAGAGAUGUUGUUAGUGGCCAUAAAUACUGUGAACGCCACGUGCACCGUGGCCGCAACCGUUCAAGAAAGCCUGUGGAAAUCCCCACAACCGCCGCCCCAUCUGGCGGUGUUAACACCGCCAACAAUGACGGCGGUGAAGUCCUUAAAGUCAAUAGUGGCCAUGCUAGUGGUGCACCUCAUUUUACUCUAUCUGGAACUUCACCUUCCAUUGAUGUUCUUCACCUCAAUCAAAGGCCCUCAGAAUGCAUUAAGGAGCAAAAGGGCCCAUUGGAAGCCCAAAAUGAUGUUACUGGGGAUGGUAAAUCCAGUGGCCAAAUCCUUCGCUGCUUCUUUGAUGAUUGGCCUAGACAACUUCAAGAAGGUAACAAUGCAAGAAGCAAUGGUAGCUCUGUGUCUUCUGCUACCAACCUCUCCAUUUCAAUGCCCGGAAACCCCUCGUCCGACUUCUCGUUAAAGCUCUCAACCGGAGAUAGACAUAACUCUGGUGUUGGAGUCAGUAAUGUUGAACGAUCCCCGUGGGGAACGAACCAAGUGACAUCGAUGGGCGGACCACUAGCCGAGGCUUUAAGGUCAUCGACGUCCAACUCGUCGCCAACGAGCGUUUUGCAUCGGUUGCCGCGGGGCAGUGCAUCGGAGGCUAGUUAUGUUAGCACUUGAGUAAGCAAGUGCACUGUUGAUUUUUCAUGACAAUGGUAUUUUUGUACUCUUGUAAACUUCUUUUGGCUUGUUCUACUCUUCUGCAUUGGGGCACCUAACAAAGCUGGUGCAUGCAAUGUGGAGUUUGUAUUAUUUUGGUUUCUGUAGGUGAAAUCAUGAAUGCUUUGCUUUGCUUUGCUUA